Messenger RNA from Dreissena polymorpha, 1737 nucleotides. RefSeq names its product cytochrome P450 1A2-like. The record is from RefSeq and is a predicted model, not a curated record. Gene Ontology annotation, molecular function: oxidoreductase activity, acting on paired donors, with incorporation or reduction of molecular oxygen; monooxygenase activity; heme binding. Bases 143 to 1552 code for a protein of 469 amino acids. Lineage: Eukaryota; Metazoa; Mollusca; Bivalvia; Myida; Dreissenidae. The transcript has 7 exons.
GGAUCGGGAUUUUUAAGGAAUAUUCACAAGGAACAGAUUAAACGGCAUAUGUCCAUUCAAAUACCCCGAUAUCAGUAACGGCGACGACAAACAGCGCCAGGGCAAAGAUAUAUCAGCGGGGAAACUGAUCGGUUCCGGUACCAUGACGUCACCUCCGGGACCACGGGGUCUGCCCGUGUUUGGACAGGCGUUCAAUCUCGAUAAGGACCACAUGCACCUCACGUUUAUGGAAUGGCAGAAACGAUAUGGUGACCUGUUCAUGUUCAAAAUCAUGGGCCAGGAUUUCCUGGUGGUCAGCCACCCAGACAUCCUCCGGAAGUUGUUUGACACGUGCGAACACGCGAAGGCUUUCAACGACAGAGCACGUGGCUUUAUGAGUAAAUACGUUAUACACAAUUCCAAAGACAUAUUGUUCAGGAAUAUGGACGAGAAGCAGCAAUAUCUGAAGACGAAAGCUUUGGACUAUUUCGAGAACCAGUUGGUCGAAGAAAAGUGGUUCUACAGCGCCGUAGCUGAGGAGAUGCGGUCGCUGGUGUCCGAAAUGGAGUGUCUCGUGGACAAGGAAGUGGACAUCGUACGGAUCAUGGACACAAUGGUCAUCAAAAUCAUGGGCCUACUGUUGACCGGAAAUCGUAUCACGGUGUCUAGCAGAGAAUUCGAGUCCCUCUCCGGCUUUAUAAAGCCCGCUAACGAAAUGGCCAAGGUUAAGAACCACUCUACGCUUACGAAGUUGCCGAUGCUUCGCAAGAUACCAGGUAACCUCAAAAACCUGUACGACACACUCGAGGCCAGGAAAAAGGAUUUACGAGAUUGCUUCCUCGGAACGACAGAGCAGGGCAAGCGAGGCCUCGUGUUCAUGUUGAGGAGUCUGCGCGUUACUAUGGAGAUGGAGGACGGAGAGUCCUGGAUAGACAAUGACUUCAUCAUGGGCGUGGUCAUGGACCUCAUACCGGCAGCUAUUGUGCCGUUACAGAACACCAUCUCCGUCUUAUUCCUGGUACUCGUGCAUAACCCAGAGGUUCAAAACAAAAUACGCGAACAGGUUACGUUGCUUAAAGCAGACGUUACCAUCGACGACAUCCGGAAGUUACCGUACAUCGAGGCGUGCAUUCUGGAGCUCAAGCGCUUCCAUACGCCACUCCCGGUGUCCGCUCGACACUGCAACCGCUCUGGGAACGCCGUGUUUGAGAAAUAUAGCAUACCGAAAAAUACAGAGAUCUUUUCCAACUUGUUCGGAAUUCACCACGACGAGAGGUUCUUUGACGAUCCCUGGUCGUUUAGGCCGGAACGCUUCAUGGCUGAAGAUGGCUCUCGAGUAGGGCCCGAACACCCUGUCAUGAAAAACAUGGUGGUCACGGGAGUGGGUCCCAGACGGUGUCUCGGCUCCACGUUUUCGGAGAAAGUCAUUUUUCUUGUGGUUACCAUUCUCCUGAAAUAUUUUCGAAUAUGCCCAAACAUACAACAAGAGCUCCCACCCUGCGACCCCAAAAAGUUCACUUCCGGCGUUGUGACGAAGGCGCCUGAUUUCAACUGCGUAUUUCAGCUUGCGUGAUGAAGCAAUUGCGUUUCCUUUUAGUUUUAAUUCUAAAAGGAUCUUUUUAUCAAUGUUAAAAUGACAUAUACAAGGAGAAUGCAAUCUGUACCUGCACUUACAUUAUAUUUAUAAGUGUUAUAAAAAUUAAACUGUAAUUGUCUACCAACAUAUACAAUAUGUAAUAAAAGUAGAGUUAAAUAGUA